Messenger RNA from Cinara cedri, 318 nucleotides. The record is from the annotation of a GenBank genome assembly. NCBI's taxonomy places the organism in Eukaryota, Metazoa, Arthropoda, Insecta, Hemiptera, Aphididae.
AUGGAAAAAUGGAAAUCAGUACCCGAUAAAGAACUUUCAAAAUCUGCAAUCGAUACUCUAAGCGCUAUGUCGAAGGGCCUUUAUCCAAACAUUUGGUGUUUACUAUCCAUACUUGCAACACUCCCAGUGUCGACUUCGUCAGCAGAACGUACUUUUUCAACUUUAAGACGAUUAAAAAACUAUUUGAGGAAUAGCUGCAGCGAUGAUCGUCUAACAGGUUUAGCUUUAUUGUCAGUCCACCGGAGUAUCUCAAUAAAUAUUGAAGAAAUAAUCAAUACUUUUUCCAAAAUGCCACGCGAGGUUGAUUUAAUAAUUUAA